Molecule: messenger RNA, 3937 nt
Organism: Varroa destructor (honeybee mite)
Lineage: Eukaryota; Metazoa; Arthropoda; Arachnida; Mesostigmata; Varroidae
Gene: msk
Product: importin-7 msk
Biological process (GO): protein import into nucleus
Cellular component (GO): cytosol; nuclear envelope
Molecular function (GO): small GTPase binding
Source: RefSeq, a predicted model, not a curated record
AGGAAAUUCUGCUAUAGUGCUUGCUGCUGUUGCGGUUGUAGAGCACGUUGUGGGAAACAUCGGAGGGCGCUCCUAGUGUAGACGUUGAAGUGCGAUCGAAAUCUUUAAACAUUUACUAAUUGUUUUCCCCUUCUGUCUAUUCUGCACAACGAUGGAGCAAAGUCGAUUAGCGGAGAUCUGCCGCGCUACGAUUGAUCCGGUUAAGCGCGAGGCUGCUGAAAAGGAGCUCGAAACUGUGAAAAAGAUUAUUGGCUUCGCGCCGUCACUCCUAUCGAUGAUUAUGAAUGGAGCAAUCGAUGUGCCUACGCGUCAAGCUGGUGCUGUAUUUCUAAAAAAUCUAAUUGUGUCAAGUUGGGCAGAUCCUCCCGAGCCAGAUUCUCCAGGACUGCCUCUAGAAUUCUCACUUCACGAGCAAGAUCGCGCCAUGCUUAGAGACAGCAUCGUAGAUGCUGUUAUUCAGAGCCCGCCCCAAAUAAGAGCGCAAAUGGCAGUAUGUUUAAUCCAGGUUAUUAAGCAUGACUUCCCACAGCGGUGGGUAGGUAUCGUCGAUAAGGUAGUCGUCUACCUUCAGACACCUAACAACAACGAGUCCUGGUUCGGUACCUUAUUAGCCCUCUAUCAGCUGGUUAAGAAUUACGAGUACAAAGCCAAGGAAGAUCGAGCUCCGCUUCUAGAAGCUAUGAAGCUGAUUCUGCCCAUGCUGCAGGAUUUAACAAUGAAAACUUUGCCUGAUGAGAGCGAGCCUGCUGUCCUAGUGCAGAAACAAUGCUUGAAAGUGUUCUACGCUCUCGUUCAAUAUAGCCUGCCUCUUGAACUACUCAGUCAAGAGAUGUUUGGACAAUGGAUGGAGAUUUGUCGGGUUAUUAUUCAACAACCCGUACCAGCUUCUACCCUUGAAGUUAGUGAAGAGGAGAGGCCUGGACUGGUUCACUGGAAGUGCAAAAAGUGGGCUUUGCACAUUGUCACCCGUUGUUGUGAACGCUACGGACUGCCAAAUUCUGUUGCCAAAGAAUACAAGCAGUUCGCUGAAUUCUAUAUCAAGGCAUUUGCACAGGGCAUUAUAGCCACAUUGUUUCAAUCAGUGUUGGAUCCGUAUCGACAAGGACAAUAUGUGUCAUAUCGAGUUCUUCAGGAAUCGCUUCAAUAUCUUGUGCACACAGUUGGACAGGCUCUCUGCUGGAAAUUCAUAAAGCCACACAUCAAUGUGAUUAUACAGGAAGUUAUCUUCAAAAUAUUGUGUUUUAACGACGAAGAUGAAGAAAUGUGGCAGAGUGAUCCUACGGAGUACAUAAGGGUAAAAUUCGAUCUGUUCGCAGAGUACCAGUCGCCGGUAACUGCUGCCCAGAACCUACUCGAUACCGUUUGUAAAAAGCGCAAAAACGUAUUACAGAAAACAAUGGAGUGGGUAACAGGUCUGAUCAAUUCUGGGACUUUAACGCCUCGUCAACAGGACGGUGCCUUCAAUAUGGUAGGAGCAGUAUCUUCAACGCUUCUUCGCAAAAAGCCUUACAAAACACAAUUGGAGAACAUGCUCUGCUCUUACGUGUCACCGCUAUUCCAAAGCAAGGAAGGUUAUCUUAGAGCUCGCGGCUGCUGGUUGCUUCAGCAAUUUAGCGAAGCAAAAUUUACACGCCAAGAGAAUCUAAUUGGAUGCCUUGAACUCUUGCGAACAGCGAUUAUGAAUCCCCAGGAGGAAGUUCCUGUUAAAGUGCAAGCAGCUGUUGCCAUUCAAGAUCUCAUGUCUGACCAGGACGAGAGUGAGUACGUCAAAAAUUAUUUGGAACCUCAUAUUCGUGACCUUACACUCUGUUUGCUCGACUUGAUACGCUCAACGGAGAUUGACGAGGUGACUUCCUGUGUGCAGCGCAUCGUGUGCAACUACUCUGUGCAGUUAAUGCCAGUUGCAAUUGAUAUAACUAACCAUUUGGCACAGAGCUUCACCACAAUGCUUGCCCAGACACAAGACGAUGGAGAUGACAAUGAUUCGAGAGCUGUUGCAGCCAUGGGUAUCUUGAGCACCUUGGAAACAAUUUUGGCAGUUUGGGAUGAUUGCAAGGAGGUAAUAGCCCAACUAGAGCCAAUUGUUCUCCAGAUUGUGUCUGGGAUUUUGACGCAAGGUGUCAGCGAAUUCUACGAAGAGGCAUUUUCUCUUGUCUACUCGUUGUGCUGCGACCGAGUCUCGGCAAACAUGUGGCACAUCUUUAGUAUCAUGUACGAGGCUUUUGAAAGAGAUGCGAACGAGUUCUUUAUAGAUAUGAUGCCAGUUCUUCACGCACUCAUAACGGUUGAUACACCGGCCUUUCUCAGUAACGAGAACCAUGUUAUGGCAAUGUACAACAUGGCCAAGUACAUUUUUGACAAGGCUGGAGAUGAGGAUCCGAUGUGCCAUGCUGCCAAGCUUCUUGAAGUUAUGAUUCUACACUGCGGUAAUAGUAUCGAGAAAUGCAUUCCAGCUUUCCUCGAAAUCUGCCUACAGCGUUUGUUCAAGAAAGUCGAGUCAGCCGAGUUACGUCAAAUGUUACUACAGGUCCUGAUUUCGGCAAUGUAUAUCAACCGACCGUUGACGCUAUCUACAUUAGAGCGACACACGACACCGCCGCUAAAAGAAACUAAUAAUCAGGCUAUUCCAGUACUAGACUUCUUUGUUAAACAAUGGAUUGAGGAUGUGGAUUGCUUCCUAGGCGUGCAUGAUCGAAAAGUGUGCGUUCUUGGAAUGUGCUGCCUAAUGGAUCCUGGAUGGUCGGGCAAACCUGCCGCCCUUGAACAGGUCCUACCUAAAAUCAUGCCCUCGUUCCUUAUACUAUUUGAUGGUCUGAAACGCGCCUACGCGUAUCGGGCCACUCUGGAAGAAGAGCAAAGCGGUGAUGAGGAAGGUGAAGAAGGAAGUGACAUUGACGACAGGCAGCUUAGCUCAGAUGAGGAUGAUCUAGACGAUGAAGGCCGAGCUUACAUGGAACAGCUUGCGGGCAGGAUGAGAGUAGCUGGCUAUUCGACCCUUCAUAGUGGAGGCGGAGAUCGCGACGGUGACGCAGACGACGAAGAGACAAUCGAUGACGAAGAGCAAACGGCACUUGAAUGUCAAUACUCUACUCCUUUGGAUACAGAAGAGGGGAAACAGGGCUACGUGGACGAGUUUGCUGUAUUUAAAGGGCUGCUUGAGGCCUUACAAAGUUUGUCUCCCGCAAUCUAUAACCAGAUGAUAAACCUACUAAAUGAUGAGCAAAAGAACCAGUUGCAUAGCAUAUUUGUAUAUGCCAAUCAAAGAAGAGCAGCCGCCGAGUCGGCUCAAAUUGAGAGGCAGGGAGGGUACCAGUUUAGUUCGAAUGAAGUUCCGCAAUCUUUUAACUUUGGCGCUAGGAAUGGAACGUUUGCUCCCCAACAACAGUGAGGAGUUUAGAGGUGACAAUGCGAUGUUAGUUAUAGUAGCGUAUAAACUAUUCGUAAUGUAACAACGGGAGCUGUUUGACUAGCUAGCAUUUCAAAGAUCUAUGAAUCUGACUAACUAAUUGUACAAUAGAUCUUUGGGCCACAAGAAAUUCCUGAGGCUUUGUAGGAUCAUUUAUAUGGCCAUAGAGGAAGGCGCAAAAUGCGAAACAAUCCUCUAUAGACCUUUGCAGAUGACGAAACAGAUUGUUGUCUCACUAUUAAGGAUCGCAAGGUUGCUUUCCCGUGAAAAUGUCGCUGAGUCCGUAAUGAAUUUGCAAAAAUAUUAUGAGACGUUGAAUGUACAUAAAAGCGCUCCUUUGAAGAUCAACCACCUUUAAUAUGAAUAGCAUAAAAGAACUUGUGUUGGAUCAUCUACAUUUACAAUUCUGGAAGGUCCGUAAUUAUACGAUGAAAAACAGCGAUAAAUAGUGAGGAGAUGUUGGCCUGAAGGUUUGACUGUAAAACGGUUUUGUUAUAUCGUUGAAAUAAAGGUAUAUUCAAUUAUUACCUA